AUGAGGGACCGACUGGAGCACCUCCAGCAGGUGCGGCCCGACUCUGACGGCUUCAGCACCGUGGAGCUGUCCGAGCCCGAAGCCGCGGUGGACCGGGACCUGGACGGCAUCCUGCAGGAGGCCCAGCGGGUUCGCCUGGAGAUCCAGCAGAUCCAAAACGAUGUCAGGGAGCUGAAGGAGGCCAACUACCACGCGCUGAACAAGGCCUCCGACCCCGGAGACCUGAAACGGGACUCCAAUGCCAUCGGGGGGGACAUCAAGCGCAGAGCAGAGGGGGUCCUGCGACAGCUCCGCCUGAUGAACCACCGGCGGGAGGAGCUGGAGGCUCAGCUCGGCGGCUCGGACCCCACCGCCCGGAUCGCUCGGACUCAGUACCACUGCCUGAGCGGCGCCCUGCGAGAGGCCAUGUUCAGCUACAACGACACGGAGAUGAAACACCGGGACGCCUGCAGGCGCCACAUCCACAGGCAGAUGCAGGUGGCGGGCAUGGAGGUGGGGCAGGAGGAGCUGGACGAGGUGAUGGAGGGGCAGGACCUCCAGGUGUUCAGCGUCCACCUGCAGGGCAGGAGCACCAACUCCGCCCUCCAGCAGAUUCAGAGCAGGAACCAGGAGCUGCUGGAGCUGGAGAAGAGGAUGGAGGCCGUCCAGGAGGUGUUCCUGGACGUGGCCAUGCUGGUGGAGGAGCAGGGGGCGGCGCUCGACAACAUCGAGAAAAACGUCCAGACCUCGGGGGUCCUGAUCGACGGGGGCUUGGUGCAGCUGGAGAGAGCCACCGCCUCCGACAAGAACAACCCGUUCAAGAAGAUGUUCUGUGGAUGUUUCCCCUGUUAUCACCAAUGA
Messenger RNA from Oryzias latipes (Japanese medaka), 840 nucleotides. Its product is annotated as syntaxin-11-like. Gene Ontology annotation, cellular component: endomembrane system; synaptic vesicle; presynaptic active zone membrane. NCBI's taxonomy places the organism in Eukaryota, Metazoa, Chordata, Actinopteri, Beloniformes, Adrianichthyidae. Gene Ontology annotation, molecular function: SNARE binding; SNAP receptor activity. Gene Ontology annotation, biological process: exocytosis; intracellular protein transport; synaptic vesicle fusion to presynaptic active zone membrane. The record is from RefSeq and is a predicted model, not a curated record.